Thlaspi arvense is the source of this 603-nucleotide messenger RNA. The record is from the annotation of a GenBank genome assembly. NCBI's taxonomy places the organism in Eukaryota, Viridiplantae, Streptophyta, Magnoliopsida, Brassicales, Brassicaceae.
AUGAGUACUAGGUUUUGGAGUGGUCGAAUCUGGACCAUACUCAAAGACCAGCUUACUGAGUUCACCGACGUUGUAAUCCACGGAGGGCUAACUUACGCCUUGGCUUCGGAUGGGUCAGUUUGGUGGAUAAGCUCCUCUCUUUCCAUCUUCAAGUACGGACCACCAAUAGAUGAAAGCAUCACUGGUAGCGAUUGCAGAAACUUAAGCUUCGUGCAACAUGGUGGAGAGCUUUACAUUGUUGAUCGUAUCCUUAAAGAGGGUGAUACCUUGGAUCCUAAUGUUUUUUAUGUUUGUGCUAUCGACGAUGAUGGGAACCAGAUAGGCGAAACAUCUCCCAAAACGAUCGGUUUCAAGGUUUACAAGAUGGAAGAGGAAAUGGGGAAAUGGGUUGAGGUUAAAUCAUUGGGAGACGACGCCUUUGUGAUGGCUACCGAUACUUGUUUCUCGGUUUCGGCCGGUGAGUUCUACGGAUGCCUUAAAAAUGCAAUCUACUUCGCCGACAAGGAAUGUAAGAUCAGGGUUUUCAAGCUUGAAGAUGCUAGUAUCACAAGAGCAGAACUGUUUGAAAAUGUUUGCCCCAAGCUUUUUCUGAAUCUUGAUUAG